This is a messenger RNA of Uranotaenia lowii, 847 nucleotides long. Its product is annotated as zinc finger and BTB domain-containing protein 41-like. NCBI's taxonomy places the organism in Eukaryota, Metazoa, Arthropoda, Insecta, Diptera, Culicidae. Gene Ontology annotation, biological process: regulation of transcription by RNA polymerase II. The record is from RefSeq and is a predicted model, not a curated record. The coding region runs from base 55 to 744 and encodes 229 amino acids. The transcript has 4 exons. Gene Ontology annotation, molecular function: DNA-binding transcription factor activity, RNA polymerase II-specific; RNA polymerase II cis-regulatory region sequence-specific DNA binding.
CUGUUUUUAGAUUAUAUUUUGUUUAUACCGCAACAAAAAAGUUUACCAUAUAAAAUGGAACGUUUGAAAUGUUGGAUUUGUCCAAGCAAGUUUUUCGAAAAUUGUCAGCUAUAUGAUCAUCAUACAGAGGAAGUUCAUAAAGGAUAUCGCUAUCGUUGCGACGAAUGUGCCGAGGGAAUUCUCUUCAAAGAUGUUGAUGAAGCGCGCGCUCACAUUGACGACAAGCAUGAUUUCAACAUGCUUCAGUGUCCUUCGUGUAGUUUGAAAAUAAACGAGUUUAAUUUGAGGAAACACAUGCGCGAAAUCCACCAACAGAGCUAUGGCUUCAAGUGUGACCUCUGUUCGGACAAACUGUUCGAGGAUAGAGAAAAUUAUGAAAAGCAUAUUCAGGAUGUCCACCAAGGUUACCGGGUAAAGUGUCCAGUAUGUCACAAAAUGUUGAAAACCAAACUUCAAGUGCACAUGGAUUCGAUCCAUUUGGAAGGAAAAGUUCGAUGUAAAAUUUGUAACCGAGGCUACAGUACGAAAUACAAACUGAUUCGUCAUCUCAAAACUCACAUGGACCCCAAAGAGCCGGGCCUGGUGGUUCGAUGUGCACGCUGUGAUGAAACAUUUGAGAACACCUUUAAGUUGAACCAACAUAAAAAGAAACAUCAGACGAAAGUAUACCAAUGUGAGAAAUGCUCGAAACUAUUUUACCGAAACCAAUCAUUGCAACGACAUCAGAGAAACCACGAGACGUAGAGGGGUCGCCUUGUGAUUUUUCCCUCGCAUCUAAAGAUGUUUACAUGAUUUGGAAGUUUUAAACAACUCAAAUAGAUGAUGGGAAAUCAGCACGAAUCCACAA